UCGUUGCUUCCGCCAUCAAUAGAGAGAGGAAAAAAAUCGUCGCUUCCCCUCCCAUCAUCUCGUUUGCCGAGCCCGAGAGGGUGUGGGAGAGACUAAAUCGCGGCGGUGGCGGUGGCAGUGGCGGCGGCGGCGGCGAGGAAUCCAGCCCUGCCGAUGCAUUGCGUCCGAUCGGCCUCUCCAUAAGGCUCCCUGCCCCUGGGGAUCGGCAUGGAUCAAGAUUGUGAUGAUGUUGCAAAGCAAGUCGGCACAGAAGAGGAAAAGGCACUGAACGGAAUGGGAGAUAAUGUUGAUAAUGCCGAUAACAUGGAUGAACAAGAGGAAAAGCUCCGGAAGCGCACCUAGCCCAUUGUUCUUAGGCACAAGGCCAAAAAGGCUCCGAUCAAAGGUGUGGGAUGACUUCAAGCCCAUCUACAUCGACGGGAAGGUAGCGAGGGCUGAGUGCAUGCAUUGCCACCAAAUUUUAAUCAGCAACAGCGCCAAUGGCACUAGUAACCUGCUAAAGCACCAGGCCAAGUGCAGUCCCCAUCCCCAGAAAAGGCCAAUGCAACAGAAACUUCCGUUUCUGCUAUCCAGCCAGAAGAGUCUGACGGCACCCAAUUCUGAUCCAACGCAGAAAAAGCUCCCAUUCUUGCCGAUCAGCCAAAAGAAAUGCUCAGGUCCAGCAGAUGCAAUGCCUCAAAAGAAGGAUCCUGCCUUGCCUAACAGUAUGAAUGACACAAAUUGGAAGAGUCAGGAGGUUGGCAAGAGUGGGUCUCCUGAAGAACUCGCAACACCUGAGCAGAAGAAUCUUGCCUUGCCUGACGUACCCACUAAUAACAAUCGGAAGGAUCAGCCUCAUGAUGAAAAUCUAGUGCCUAAACAGAAGUGCAAUCCUACUGUAGUGAAUCUGAAGAAUCCUGAGGUUGAUCAGAGUGGAUCAAAUGGACUCAUCCAGACAAUGGCGAUGUGCGGGUACCUGCCAAUGAUGAUGUACAAUAAUAGGUUUAGGAAGUGUGUUCCUUGCUUAAAUUCUAUGCUCCCGAUGCCAUCUAACGAUAGCAUGUUUGGUGACUUUAUGCAACUGUUUCAUAACGAAAAGGCUAAGCUGAAGGAGAAGUUUUCUACCUUGAGCAGUCGGGUUUGCUUGAGUGCUCAUGUGUGGCACCAUGAUCCACUCUCAGCCUAUUUGUGCCUGAGUGUUCAUUACAUUGAUAAUGAAUGGGAGAGGCAACAGAAGAUCAUCAGAUUUCGUCAGGUAGAUCCUUCUUGUAAUGCAAGGGAAUUGAGUGAUGUUAUCUUGAGAGCUAUUGAAGAUUGGGGUCUUCGUGAUAAGGUUUUUAGUAUUACACUGGAUGAUGAAUUUGCCGAUGAUUCCGUGGCUUCAAAUGUCAAGGACCAUCUCCAGAAAUGGAACUCACACUACUCAAAUCAGAGCUUGUUUGUGGUACGAUAUGGAACUUAUUUACUUGAUCAAGUUAUUCAAGUGGGGCUGGAUGAACUUGACAAAAGUAUGGAGAAGUCAAUGAAGUGUUCUAAGUUCACGGAGGGCUUCACCUCUUCAGCAGUAAGAAAAGCAAACCACAACUAUGCAGAGUCAGCGAAGGACUGGAGCAAUGCACGUCCUAUUUGUGAUACCUUGGAGAGUUUUCACCAGUAUAUGGACACAAUGCAUGAUUUUCCCCGUCCAAGGCACCUAUUUGACAAGGUGUGGGCAGUCAAAUGUGAUUUGCAACGAAAAGUUGAUAUCUACAAGGACGGGGCAUUUUCUACAGUGCUAAAGAAGAUGCAACAGAAAUUCGAGAAAUGCUGGAAACUCUGUUGCUUUCAUUUCUAUAUGGCCAUGGCCGUUGAUCCUUCGUACCGUCUGGAACACAUCAAUUUUCAUGUUAGCCUGUACAGAGACAUAGAUUAUAUUCGUUAUAUGCAUGAUAUAUUUCUCAACCUCUUCGAUGAAUAAUCUGGCAAGGUGGAAGAUACUAACAGUACUUCUGAGACUAGAAAUGAAGUUGGUGUGAAUAGGGAUGACGAUCGGCUGAAAUAUUACCAUCAACAUCAGUCUGAAAUUUCAAUUUGUGAGCGACCGAUGACUGAGCUUGAUCAGUACUUGCUAGAGCCACGUCUCUCUAAAGGUGAGCCUGAUGUUCUUCGAUGGUGGAAGGGACAUAACCUGACCUAUCCAACGGUUGCUCGUAUGGCACGUGAUAUAUUGGCAAUGCCAUGCCGUACAAAUUGCAAUGUAGCAAUAAGAACUGCAAAAUUUGCUAAAUGUGAAUCACGCAGUAGUCACGAUAUUGAAGAGCUUGUUUGUCUUCAGGAUUGGCUCACACCUGACGGUCCUGCUAGCCAGACUUCGUCCAGUGAUCUUACUGAGUGAAAUCAAUCUUAGUCUCAAAAGGAAAAGGGUUCAAUGAUUCAAAUAUGAAAAAAAUGCACAAACGACGACUUGUUCAGACAAUUUUGGGCAUUAUGCCAAGUUAAUAGUGGUGUUUGUUACUGAUGGAGGUGUAAAGAGGCUUUUGUACUGACGUGUUGGGGGUAGUUUGUUACUGGUUCCUAAUAUCAGCUACUUUGAACUUAAACAUUUCAUCUGAUUAUGCUUUAUCAUUAUGUUUUUACAGAUAUCUUCUUGUGUUGAGUUCAUUCCUCUGAUGUGCAGUCCUCUUAUGGUUUACAAGGCUAAAAUAUAUAUCCCUUUCUUUGCUAAUUCCUGUACGUCAGUUUAAUUUGCUGGUCAAAAAAGUUCAGACUCUCUGAAGUCUGAACAAUAAAUAUGUUGAGAUAAUGAUUUUUUUUUUUUGAUCUAGGAGAGCAGCGCUCCCCCCUAUCUUCAGAGGUCAUCCUCUAAACUAUGCUAAACCAGACAUGAUCUAUAACCUUCUGGCACUGGCCAUUGCCUAUGGAUCUGCAUCUCUGUGACUGUACUGUGAACAAUAUUAGCUCAGUUCUGCUCUUCCAAAUUUCAGACUAAACCCUUGGACGGCCACCGGAGCACCUGGUCUAGCAGUGCACACUGGUAAGCUCCUGGAAUUCAAAACGGCGAUGCCUGGGACGACACGAAUUCUAGAUGAAGAAUGCAUCAUUAUUGGUGCCUCGGAUAUUGCUGCAGAUUUCAAACUGAAUAGUAAAAUUUGCAAAGUAAUUGGAGUGAGCAAUUGUAGUAUGUUGAUGGAAUUGGAUUUGGAUGCUUUCUGAAUCUCUCUGUUCAGGUCAAUUUGCAGAGUUGUAAACUACAGACCCAAAAGUUUUCACCAUGCCAAUUACAUGACAUGAGAGAUGAAACAAGCUGAUAUCCAUAGUGACUGUAUGAGAGCUUAGCUAGGGAGCAAUGUACUGUGCAAAACGAAA
Molecule: messenger RNA, 3324 nt
Organism: Oryza sativa Japonica Group (Japanese rice)
Lineage: Eukaryota; Viridiplantae; Streptophyta; Magnoliopsida; Poales; Poaceae
Product: zinc finger BED domain-containing protein RICESLEEPER 2-like
Molecular function (GO): DNA binding
Source: RefSeq, a predicted model, not a curated record